AUGUUACAGUUGAGUGAACUGCGGUAUUCGAAUGAAAACGAUGUCGAGGAAAUCUCCCAACUCGCUUGCCUGUCAUUGUCAGAUGACGAAGCAUCCGGCGAAAAAAACUCUGGCGGUGUUCCCGAAAAAGCUGGUUAUCCGGACCCCGUUUACAUUAUGGCAGCGAACGUUUUUCAGGGUAUUCGAAUCGAAAAGUCACCAGAGAAAGUCUUAAUAAAGUACGGGAAUAAACCCCUGCUGGCCUUGUUCGAGUCUGAGGAUGAAUCCUUUCAGCGCUCAUCCUACGAGCUGGCUUUCAGUGCCCUGAAGUAUCAAGAUAUUUUGGAAACUAUAUUAAUAGAUAGCUAUAUCAUUCCAAGUACUACAAUACCAGACCACUUGAACAGUCUAAUUAUUGUGAUGCUGUAUGAUUUCCAAGAUAGAAAAUUUCAAGCUCGUCUCCUUUCUGAUAAUGAAGAGUCCAUAGCAGAAGUUCAAGAAGUAGAGAACCUUCUAAACAGUUUUAAGACAAAAUUGGCUGCAGCAUUGGCAAGAUGUCGAAUCAAACAUGAUGCCCUUUCAAUUUACCACAUUCUUCCAGAAACAGUUAGGAACCAGGAACUCAGGGCCUCCACUUUGCCACUUUAUGCUUGGAUAAAUACUUGUAAAAUCAGCCCUGAAGAAGUUUAUCAUAGUUUGAGGAAAAAAGGCUACAACAGAGUGAAAUGCGUGUCGCACGUGGGCGGUAAAGUCUUCGCUGUGGACCAGCAUUGCUAUGAUGUCUUAAUUUUUCCAUCUCAUCUUAAAAGUGAUCUUCUAAAUAUAGAUCUCUUCAAAGAUUAUAAACUAAUAUUCCAGGACAAAUCUCGAAGUCUUGCUGUGCAUUCUGUAAGGGCCUUUUUAAAUAUGGAUGAUGAUGUCUUGGUGGUCAAUACAGGUUCGUGGUACACAGUUGCCCAUAUGUCAAUCUUAACAAAUAAUAAUUCCACAAAAAUAUUUGUGUGUGGAGUACAAUCACAAACCAAGCGUCCUGACCUGAAGAACCUUUUCACAAAAAUGGGAUGUGAAAAUAUUGAAAUACUUCCUGAGACAUUUCUUAACAUUGAAUCUAAAGAUAACAGAUUACAGAAUGUUAAAGUGAUUCUGCUGCUCCCCCGUUGCUCAGGGCUCGGUAUUAGUAAUCCGGUAGAAUUUAUUUUAAAUGAGCAUGAAGAUACAGAUUUACUUAAAGAUUUCUCUCAAGGAGGCACAUCAGAAGAUAAACUUAAUGUUCUCGUCCAACAGCAAUAUAAACAGCUAACACAUGCGAUGAAGUUUACUAAAGCUCAAGCGGUUGUUUACUGCACGUGUUCAGUUUAUCCAGAAGAGAAUGAAGCUGUCGUUAAGAAAGCACUGGAACUUCAAGCCCUUGGGACUAAAGUACAACCUUAUCGGCUCAGUCCUCCUGUCCUUCCACUGUGCUCCUUAAAGGACAUACAGUUGUCUGCUGACAAGUUUUUCAGAAUGGAACCGUCUGAAAUUACCAAUGCUUGUUUCCUUUCUGUUCUUACAAGGGAGCGGGACCCAUCUGAGACGGUGUCCGUGAAGGACGUUUUGGCCCGCGCUGCAGCAAAGGGUCUACUGGACGGGAUUGAGCUGGGUAAACCUUCAAAACGGGAGAAGAAGAAGAAAUCAAAAACAACACUGCCAAAAGCUUCCGCUACUAAUACUAACAGCAUUCAAUUGAAAAUUGCUGCGUUUCUAAAUCAAGAAACUAAUGCAACUAUUAAUCAGUCAGAGACGUCAACAACGAAAACACCUCUCGCACAGAAAAGUGCAACUCAAGUGGGUUCUUCCUCACAGGUCAGAAAAACCAAGCCUGCCACCAGCCCCUUAGUGCCUGCAUUUGUGAAGAACACCCCCCCCUCCAGACCGUAUGAACGGCGCUCAAACUUCGUGAGACCUCGCCCAGAAGACAGAAUGGUUGUGCUGAAACCCGUAGAGAUUGUUUUGCCUCCAGUAAUGUUCCCAUAUUCAACCCCUCAAGGGGUCAGACCUCAGACUCUAGCUCCCCGCUUUUACUAUCGCUGGGCUGGACCCAAGCCUGUUAUGUCUGGUUACCUUCCCACAACAUCAUUAACCAGAAAAGGGGAAAAACCUGAAAACUCACCUUCCUCCCUACUCAGACGUCGUCAACCAUGGCUUUGACGGUCUUGUAUAUUUUUUCUUUUUUUUAAAACAGGGGUCAACAGCAGUUGAUUUUUUUAGAUCUGAUAUUUCUUUGAAGGUUAGACAUUCUUACAUAAAAUACUGAUUCUUUCAGUCACUUAGCAUCUUCUAAAUGUGAUAGUACCUUCAAGAGAAUUAAGACAAAUGAGAAACAAUAAUGUAGGUGGUUAAGUAAAGCAAAAUUCAGAUUUCAACAGCUCAGUGCUGAUCUGUUCUAGAAUGUUCACUUGUAGACUCAGUUUCAGCUGUUAAAACUAGUCUCUUGUUAACUUUCAGUGUGGACUUAGGACACUGCUUUUGAACAUUUUCAGUCACUAUCAAGGUUUGCGUGUUUCUUAAAUAUAAACAUAUUCUUUCAGCAAGGAUGACAUGAGUUUUGUAAUGUGAUUGAAGUUGAGCACGAGUAGGGAGAACAGGAAGCUCCGGAGUCCCAGGUGCGGUAGUUCGGAUGUCCGUUUACAGUGAAAACUUUCUAAUAGAGGUUCUUCCAGGACCCUGAGCAGACUGAAUAUAAUCAGCUCUCCCUUCUAUUUAUGCCCAGUACUCUCAUUAAAAAAAAGUGACUGUAAGCAAAUUUCCAUCUAAACAGUAAUCAUUCUGAGGAAGAGGCAAACUAUUCAAUACAACUGACACCUAUCAUUGAAGAAACCCAUAAAAAUUUGAUUCUACUCAAAGAUCAGGUCAAAUAUUGAAAUCUACGUCAUUUCAAAUGGCACACAGUAAUCACAUUUUGGUAAUUCAUUUCUGAUGCACAAUUAAAAUAUAGCUCUAUGUUAAUUUUAUUAAAAAUCCAUUUGUCUUGAAUGUAUCAAUUGUCUACCAAGAUUUGGUAUGAUUAUCAUUUCUGGAUCUACUAAUUUUCUUCCUUCAUGGCAAAAGAAAUUGCUUGACUGACAUUAAUUGAGUAAGUUGCAACGAUAAAUCCUAUUGUUCAGAGACACAUUCAUAAAGUUUGAAUUUAAAGUUCUGUUUUCAGAAUCCAGUUGUGUUGAACAGUGUUAUGUAAAUUUAUAAAUGUUCAAUUUAGGUGCCAUGAUUUUGGUAGAAUAUUAUCUUCUUCCACAUGAAUGUUUAGGUCUAUUUCAGCUCUAAUGUUCUGUUCUUUGUUUUCUCACUUGAAUUGAAGAUAAAAAAUGGUGCAUGUCAGUGAAGAAAGGAAACAAAACUUUUUAUACUUGAACUGGACAUAUUUUAAAUAGCAAAAAAAUUCUCAUGUUAAUUAUGAUUCUUAAAAUGUACAGAAAUAUUUUCAAUGCUCAGCUUAUUUUACUAAUUUCAAAAAUCAAAAACCAUGUAUUUCUUUGCUCUAAAAACUAUAGUGUUUCACCCUCUUACUCCCACGCUCUAUCUGGCUAAGAGGAUUCCAUGCCACUGGAAGGCCCAUGUGGCUGAACCAAACUUUGUUCAGUAAAGAGCUGGAAUGCUCUCCCAGGAAUCUUUCACCCCAUUUCCUACCCUAUUCCCCUUGCUCCAGGCUGAAAAGAACUCCCUUGUCCCAAACUAGCAGGUGUGAGAUUUUCACGGUAAGUUAUAAGAAGAAAACUCUCAUUGUUAAGAAAUAGUUCAGGAGACUUCUCUGAUCCUACAGCAGCAUGUGAUCCACAUCACGUCACUUUAGCUGCCUACAUUCAGAAUCUCCUGGCAUGCAAGCCACUACAUUUUCUCUCUGGAAGUAUACGGAGAUUCUGAAUUAAGCCAUUCAUUAGUUAAGUCUGCAGUUUUCUUCUUUGAGAAUCUUCUAAGAAGUACGUGGUCAAUUAUACUUCGGCAGUCAAAAGAGAAGAGUACUGAAAACAAUAUUCGAGAAAUGUAGUGGAGGAGAAUUAUUGGACACAUUGACAUUUUUCUUUCUUGAGGACACAUUGACAUUUUUCUUUCUUGAAUUUCCUGGAGAAGGUGUUGCAGAAACCUAAAAUAAUAAUUAAUGGUAUUUAGAUACUCCAAUAGCAAAUUCAGAUUUUUAUCUAAAUUUACCUGAAGCAAAAAUGAAAUUUUGUUCCUUGAGAGUAACUGCCUUUGAUAAGAGUAUAAGAGCUAAACUAUGAAUGUGGGAAAAUGCAAGAUGAGCAAAGAAUAGGUACAUACUUUAAUUUCUGCUUAUCUUCUUCCACAUGUCUAACUUAAACUAAACCACAUUCAACUGGUUUGUUUUCCCAGGUACCCGAGUAGGGAUUUAGUGCCUGUAGAAUUCUAUUCUUCACUUUGAUGCCAGGUUCUUGCUAGUUCUUACCAGGUGGAAAUAUGCAGUAACUAAUCAAAGGUGAAUCUCGCGUCACUGAAAUGAUUUUCAGGUAAGAAUUUGAAAAUAAAAUGACUAGCGUGAAGACACUAAACUUAUGUUUCUAUUCCUGUGUGUAUAUAUACACCUGUGACUGAGACAUCAGAUAAAUGAGUCAAACACUUUAUGCAGCUAAGUUUAUUCUCACAACAUAUUACAUUUAAAUGUGUAAAAGUGGUCAACAGCUAAAUGGGCUGAAAGCAAAACCAAAUGUUCCUCCAGGGUGAAUGAGCUGCUCUGCGGGGCAGGGAGGGCUCUCACGGGUCCAGCGUGAGCAGCAUCUUUGCCCCUGAAGCUGAAAGACACUUCAUUUUACUGGCUCUGUAGCGCACCUGUUAGCUAUGUGUUCGGGGGGCCUGGCAAGCUAACUAGAGAGCGAAGAGUUUUCCUAGUCAAACUGUGCGGAUA
Messenger RNA from Artibeus jamaicensis (Jamaican fruit-eating bat), 4873 nucleotides. It is a transcript of the gene NSUN7, whose product is annotated as NOP2/Sun RNA methyltransferase family member 7. The transcript has 11 exons. NCBI's taxonomy places the organism in Eukaryota, Metazoa, Chordata, Mammalia, Chiroptera, Phyllostomidae. Gene Ontology annotation, molecular function: methyltransferase activity. Bases 1 to 2166 code for a protein of 721 amino acids. The record is from RefSeq and is a predicted model, not a curated record.